Molecule: messenger RNA, 3789 nt
Organism: Coccinella septempunctata (seven-spotted ladybird)
Lineage: Eukaryota; Metazoa; Arthropoda; Insecta; Coleoptera; Coccinellidae
Exons: 2
Coding region: 1-3789 (1262 amino acids)
Source: RefSeq, a predicted model, not a curated record
AUGACUUACGGUGCCUUCUCGGGGGGCUGCGCCGCUCGCACCACAGCUGACCCCAUCGGGCUCUACCUCCAGACGGCUCCGAAGUGGACCAGCCCGCUGUCCACUACCGCCCUGAUUUCCGCUUCUUGUUACAGGAGCAUCAUAUUCUACAGAUCUCAGACUGCUAAUCUGAAGAUCUGGGUGACUCGGGUACGCAGGGACGUCACUCCCCAAUGGCGUCAUAUACCACCCUACGCUUUCGAUGUAGUAAAUGAAGCCUCGGAUACCGCCCCCGGAGUGGGGACUGCUCCUGGGGGAAGACCGGCACAGGACCUAGCGGAGGAAGGUGAAGCAAGUGGCGCCUCCCCGCGAACCGGAACCACAAGGCCAAGCAACCCAAGAGGAAACACGCAGGGUCUUAGCUUGGAUCCGACCGAGGACGAGGAAUCUGAACCGGCGGAUCCCGCUCAUUCCCAGAGGAGGGGAAGGCAGCGUUGGACCAGAGACAUGAAUCUGAGUCUUAUCAACGCCUAUUUCCAAGGUACAGAAGGAGAGACCAAGACCCAAAAAUACGUCGCAAAACUGGCAGAAAAAUGGUUCGAGUUACAUCCAGAUAAACCAUUCAGUGGAAAACAUCUGGUGGCACAAGUGAGAAACAUUAAGAUCAGGAAACUACUGGCUCCUGACGAGCUUAAUGUUAUCAAAGCCGAAACAUUAAUCCAAUCUCCAGCAAACAGACUGAGAAACAUAAGAAAAAGCAUACAGGCAACAACUAACACACCGCGUCGAGAACUGAACAUGGAGGAACAGGAAACACAAACAGAGCCACAACAGAAUGAAUCCUCCCUUCAGAUACUGGAGGUAUAUGAAGAAAUAAACAUAAAAUGGAGGGGAUUACCGCUGGAGAAAAGACCGAAAAUCCAGAAAAUUCAACUAAAUACUGCAGCCAAGAACUCCAUCAGAGCGAUCGACUCGGCCUUGAGAGAAAUCAUCCAAAACGCAAUUAACUUUGAAGACCUGUGUCAUAAGGUUUAUUGUGCAGCUAUCACCGCGAACCUUAUUCUACAAACAGAAAAAAAGGGAAGAGAGCAGAACCAACAACCUCGGAAACCACCAUGGGAGGAGCGCCUGGAAAAACGAAUAGCAUCACUCAGAAAGGAGAUAAGCAUUAUUCAUCUUUACAUGAAUAAUGAAAAAGUGAGCAAUAGGGUACAUAGGAAACUGAGGGAGUACAUAAGAAAAAUUAAGUUGAAGGAACGGGAUGCACACUAUAAAACUAAAUUACGGACGCACCUCGAAAAACUCAAGCAAAAAAUUGCUGCUUUAGGAAAUCGCCUGAGGAGGUAUCAUAAGAGGACCCAGAGAUAUCAACAAAACAACCAGUUCACCAACAAUCAAAAAAUGUUCUUCAGGAAAAUAGAUCAAAAAAACUAUGGAAAAAAUGAAAAACUCCCAAACCCAAAAAAAAUGAAAGAGCACUGGUCUUCCUUAUGGUCAGCAGAGAAGGAACACAACCGGACGGCCCCAUGGAUUGAAAUCGAAAGGAAGGCACAACAACAUUUACAAGAGAUGCCCAAAGUGACGGUGAGCGAGAACGAUGUCAAAGAAACAACCAGAAGGAUGAAGAACUGGGUGUCCCCUGGCAUAGAUGGAAUCCACAAUUACUGGUUCAAAGCUUUAACAUCUGCUCACAAGGCUAUGGCGCGACUUAUAGAGGAAGCAUUAGAAAACCCUGAGAUCAUCCCAUCUUACUUUACAAAGGGGAAAACUUUCAUGGUGCCAAAGAAGGGAGACUUAGCACAACCUGAAAAUUAUAGGCCUAUCACAUGCCUACCUUCUGCCUAUAAGAUAUUAACAUCCACGCUAGCCCACAAAAUUAACACACACCUCAAAAGCAACAACAUAAUGGCCUGGGAGCAGAAUGGUUGCAAAAGCAAGAGUCGGGGCAGCAAAGAACUCCUGGUUAUAGACAGAGCAAUCACGAAACAGGCAAAGAAGAAAAACAAAAACAUAGCCGUCGCCUGGAUAGACUACCAAAAGGCAUAUGACUCUGUCCCACACUCGUGGCUGAUCGAAAUAUUGGAAAUCUACAAGAUAGAUAGGAGGGUGAUAAACAUGCUAAAAUUCUUGAUGAAUACAUGGAGGACAACUUUAUCAGUGAGCGAGGGUAAAGAGACCUACGAAACAUCUGAAAUAUUAAUCAGAAGAGGCAUCUUUCAGGGGGAUGGACUGAGCCCGCCCUGGUUCUGCUUGGCGCUCAAUAUUCUAAGUAGUAUGCUCAAUAGAUCAGCAUACGGAUACGCCAUCGAUGCUCGAACAAAACUGACGCACCUUUUCUAUAUGGACGACUUGAAGCUCUACGCAAGGGGACGAACACAGCUGGAGGGGGAGUUGGAACUGGUUAGGAGCUUUAGUGAGGACAUAGGUAUGACACUAGGGCUAGAAAAAUGCGCGACUAUAACAGUUAAAAGAGGGAAGAUGGUGGUAGAGGAGAACAUGAGGCUAAGGGAUGGUAGAGAAAUAAAUAAUCUAAGCACUGAGGAAACAUAUAAAUAUUUAGGUAUACAACAAUCAUUUGAAAUCAGACAAACAGAGAAUAAAGAACAAGCAAAAACAGAAUUACUUAGGAGGGUAAAAUUAAUCUUGAAAACACAGCUGUCCUCUAAAAACAAAAUAAGGGCCAUAAACAUCUGGACUAUUCCGUCGUUCACGUACACAGUAGGAACACUCGCUUGGUCUAAAACGGACCUGCAACUAAUAGAUAGGAAAAUAAGAACCACAUUGACCCAGUUCGGCCUACUGCAUCCUAACUCUGCUGUUGAAAGAAUAUACUUACCCAGAAAAGAGGGAGGUCGAGGCUUGUGUUCCAUCGAAGAUACCUGUAAACAAGAAAAAAAUAAUAUCAAAAAUUAUUUCAAUAACACAAACUUACCAAUACAUCAAUGGGUAGCAGCACAGGAAAGUAUGACACAGGAAACGAACGAUGAUGAACAGGAUAGAGAAAACCAUGCAGAACAACUCAGACAAAGCUGGCAAAGUAAACAACUGCACGGCAGGUUCUACGCAAACCUGCACCAGGAAGACGUAGACAUAGCAGCCUCCAAUACCUACCUGACUCAAGGUUACCUCUUUCCACAAACAGAAGGAACGAUCUUCGCUAUUCAGGACCAAGUGAUACCAACCCGAAAUUACAGUAAACACAUCAUGAAACAACAAGUAGAAAACACCAAAUGUCGACUGUGCAAUAACGCUGAGGAAACCACACAACAUCUACUAGCAGGAUGCUCAGCAGUAGCCAGCACAAGAUACCUAACACGACAUGAUAACAUGGGAAAGGUGGUACAUCAACUCAUGUGCCUGAAAAAGAACCUCAUACAACACUUCACGCCGCACCAUCUCUAUGUUCCGGAAGCAGUUGUGGAAAACGACGAAGCGAAGAUAUACUGGGACCUCACGAUACUGACUGAUCUGGGAGCGGAGCACAAUAGGCCGGAUAUGGUGGUGAUGAAUAAAAAAACUAAAACGGCAACAAUUAUCGACUUUGCGGUACCACUAGACCAGAAUAUGGGAAAGACCUAUGCGGAAAAGAUAAGGAAAUAUGAAAUGUUGGCAAGGCAGAUAAGAGAUAUGUGGAGGCUAAAAAAAGUUGAAAUAAUACCAUUGAUUAUAAGUGCCAAUGGACUUGUGCUUAAAAGAACCGUUCAACAUCUGAAAGAAUUAGAACUGCACCCUAAUACUAUCUCAUGGAUGCAGAAGGCGGUAUUGUUGGGGACAGUCAAUAUCAUCCGACAGGUCAUCUUUCCUCACUAA